CUUGUUUUUUAUUCUUAAUUUAUUUUCUCUGCUGAGUUUUGAGCGAAUCUCCGCCGUGAAGUUUGAGCUCCGUUUGUUUGUUCCGCUCGUUCCUGCCGCGUCACGCCGCCGCGACCUCCCGCCUCUCUUUACGGCAGUGUUGUUUACAUGUUAGCUCGGUGCUAAGCUAACUGAGCAUCUCUCUCUCUCUCUCUCUCUCUCUCUCUCUCUCUCUCUCUCUCUCUCUCUCUCUCUCUCUCUCUCUCUCUCUCCAUCUCUCUCUCUCUCUGUCUCUUAUAGUUUAACAUGUGACGUUUUUUACUGUGUUUCUAAUAUCGUUUGAAAAGCGGAGCUGUCAAACCCCAAAACCUUAAAGUUUCACUGAACUCCUGAAACUAAACUACUUUUACUGCUAAUUCAAGUACUUCAACCACUUCUACUGCUACUACAUCGAGUACUACUUCAGGUGACGCUCUCAGUUUGCAGCCAUGUCCUCCAAGAAGAAGCAGGGCGGCGGCGGCGGCGUCAAGGAGGACGAGCGCUUCCUGCGGGUGCAGAAGGACCCGCGCUUCUGGGAAAUGCCCGAGAGAGAAAUCAAGGUGAAGAUCGACAAGCGCUUCCAGUCCAUGUUCACCGACAAGCGCUUCAAGGUGAAAUACACGGUGGACAAACGAGGCCGCCCCAUCAACCACACCUCCACCGAGGACCUGAGACGCUUCUACAAGCUGUCCGACUCAGAGGAGGAGGAGGAGGAGGAGGAGGAGGAGGAGAGGAAGAAGAAGAAGAAGAAGAAGAAGGUGAGAGAGAAGUCGGAGCGGGCGGUCGAGGCUGAGAAAGAGCUGAAGAAAGGAAAGAAAGCGAGAGCGGAGCAGCCGACACGAGGAGUCCGGGUUCUACAGGAAGAUGAAGAUGAUGACGAUGAAGAUGAUGAUGAGGAGGAGCAAGCAGCAGACAGAGAGGAGCUGGGAGACAGCAUGACAGACGGCAGUGAGGAGGAGGAGGAGGAUGAUGAUGAUGUGGAGGCGGAGUCUGGUUCAGAGGAGGCGGAGUCUGGUUCAGAGGAGGCGGAGUCAGGCGUGGACUCUUCCUCGUCGGAGGAGGACAGCGACAGCGAGCUGGACCUGGCCAGGGGGAAGGGCAACAUCGAGACCAGCUCUGACGAGGACGAGGAGGACGACGUGGACGAGAUCCUGCGGCGCGAGGAAGAGGAGAUCGAGCACGACUGGGGCGAGCUGUGCAAGGACGCGCGGCGCGGCGACGAGGUCUCCUCGCGGCUCGCGCUCUGCAACAUGGACUGGGACAGGAUCAAAGCCAAAGACCUGCUGGCUUUGUUCAGCUCCUUCAAACCCAAAGGAGGCGUCGUGCUCUCCGUGAAGAUCUACCCGUCAGAGUUUGGGAAGGAGAGGAUGCAGCUGGAGGAGACGCAGGGCCCGCUGGAGCUCCGGGCCCUGCCGGACGACACCGACGACGACACCGAGGAGGACAGGGUUUACAGGGAGAAGAUGCGGGACUACCAGUUCAAGCGUCUGAAGUAUUACUACGCCGUGGUGGAGUGCGACUCGGCCGACACCGCCGCCAAGAUCUACGAGGAGUGCGACGGCUUCGAGUACGAGAGCAGCUGCUCGGUGCUCGACCUGCGGUUCAUCCCUGAUGACGUGGCGUUUGAGGACGAGCCCAGAGACGUGGCGUCAGACGUGGACCUGUCGGCGUACACGCCCAAACUGUUCACCUCGUCGGCCACGGCCACGUCCAAGGUGCAGCUGACGUGGGACGAGACGGACCACGAGCGCGUGACCGCCAUGAGCAGGAAGUUCAACAAGAACGAGCUGCUGGACAUGGACUUCAACGCCUACCUGGCCUCGUCCAGCGAGGAAGACGAGGAGGAGGAGGAGCAGGAGGUGAACGGAGACGCUGACGAGACGGCAGAAGCGGAGCCGCCAGAAGAGGGCGCCGCCGAGAUCAAACCACCAGAGGAAGAAAAGAGGAAGAAGACGAUGAAGAAGAACAGCGCCGAGCAGAUCGCCAAGUACCGAGAGAUCCUGAAGAGCAUCCAGGAGAAGGACAGGAAGCUGCAGGAGGACAAGGACAUGGAGAUGGAGAUCACCUGGGUGCCAGGGCUGAAGGAGACGACGGAGCAGCUGGUGAAGAAGAAGCUGGAGGGCAGCGAGCAGCUGACGCCCUGGGAGGAGUUUCUGCAGAAGAAGAAGGACAAGAAGAAGCAGAAGAAAGCCAGAAAGAAGCAGGCGGAGGCCGAGUCGCAGCUCAGCGACGACGAGCUUCCUCCAGACGUCGACCUCAGCGACCCGUUCUUCGCCGAGGAGCUCGGAGCUGCAGGAGCCGAGCAGAGGAGCCAAACCAAGGGCAAGAAGAAGAAGAAGAAGAAGAAGGAGGAGGAGGAAGAGGAGGAGCGCACGGCGGAGGAGGAAGAGGAGCUGCAGAAACAAAAGGCCGAGAUGGCCCUGCUGAUGGAGGACGAGGACGACGCCAAACACAAACACUUCAACUACGACAAGAUCGUGGAGCAGCAGAACCUGAGCAAGAGGAAGAGGAAGAAGCUGCAGAAGAAGAGCGAGGAGCCGCUGGAGGACGACGACUUCCAGGUGGACGUGGAAGACCCUCGUUUCCAGGCCAUGUUCACCUCCCACCUGUUCAACCUGGACCCGUCCCACCCCGGCUACAAGAACACUAAGGCCACCCGCAGCAUCCAGGCCGAGAAGCAGCGCCGCCGCCAGCAGCAGCAGCGCCACCUGGAGGAGGAGCUCGGCAAACAGGAAGCCAGCAGGGGCAAACAGGAAGCCGGUGCCGGGAAACAGGAGGAGGCGUCUGUGUCGGCGCCCAAGAAGACGAUGGAUCCCAGCCUGUCUCUGCUGGUCAAGUCCAUCAAGAGCAAGACGGAGCAGUUCCAGGCCCGGAAGAAGCAGAAGGUCGUGUAGCUCAGAGCUGCACACGGACCGCUGCCAUGACAAUAAUGUUAAUAUUAAUAUUAAUAUCACAAAAACUCCUGUGGCCUCUGAGCUCAGCGGCUGUUUUGUGCUAAAAGAGUCCCAGCAGCUGUUUCCCACCGGAGCUGCUCUCCAACUUUUUAUAUUGUUUUGUUUUUUUGUACAGGAAGAAUUGUAUCAUCUUUGUAUCGUCAAAAUGUGAAUAUAAAAUACAUCCUGCUGCCCUAGA
Messenger RNA from Myripristis murdjan (pinecone soldierfish), 3150 nucleotides. It is a transcript of the gene esf1, whose product is annotated as ESF1, nucleolar pre-rRNA processing protein, homolog (S. cerevisiae). The record is from RefSeq and is a predicted model, not a curated record. The transcript is spliced from 14 exons. Gene Ontology annotation, cellular component: nucleus. Gene Ontology annotation, biological process: rRNA processing. Bases 468 to 2912 code for a protein of 814 amino acids. Lineage: Eukaryota; Metazoa; Chordata; Actinopteri; Holocentriformes; Holocentridae. Gene Ontology annotation, molecular function: RNA binding.